AUGCUCACAGCUCACAAGUCCACACACAAGCAUUGCACCAAGACACACAUCACGGGGUGUUUACUUCACUACGAUGUCGUCGGCAGACGAUACCCGACGCACGCGUGGCAGGCGCGCGGUGGCGGCGCCCUGUUCGCCGGGCAGGGCACCGCGCUGGUCUUUGCGUCCUACCCGGUGCUCCUGCUGCUCGUCCUGCUCUCAGCGUUCUUCAAGCAUGUCUGGAUUGCCCUCGUGCUCUACUGCUCGGCCAUGUUGGCGCUCUCCUGCGCCGGCCGCGUCUUCGCUGGGCCGGUGGUGGUAGCGCACGACGAGACGGCCGUCGAGCGGGGCGGGCUGUCACAGGCUACCCUAGCGGCGAUCCCUGCGUUCGUUUACGGCGCCUCUGGGGCAGGCAGUGGUCGUGUCGGCGAUGGCGAGGCCGAAUGUGCGGUGUGCAUAGAGACUCUGCGAGCCGGCGAGACAGCGCGGCGGCUGCCGGUGUGCGCGCACACGUUCCACGUGGGGUGCAUCGACAUGUGGCUCGACUCGCACGCGACGUGCCCCGUCUGCCGGUGCCACAUAGAGCCGCACAAGGGCGGCAAGAUGGCGCCGUUGCUGCCAGAGCCGCCCUUGCCGCCGGUGUAG
Molecule: messenger RNA, 624 nt
Organism: Lolium rigidum
Lineage: Eukaryota; Viridiplantae; Streptophyta; Magnoliopsida; Poales; Poaceae
Product: RING-H2 finger protein ATL74-like
Exons: 1
Coding region: 1-624 (207 amino acids)
Source: RefSeq, a predicted model, not a curated record